AUGCUUAUUGAUUUUGAGGAUUAUAGAGAAACAGGUUUUUAUAAGGCAUUGGUUAAUGCUAAGGAAAUUGCGGUUGAAUUGAAUAUCACCCCUACAUUUCCUCAAAGGCGUAUUAUUAAAAGAAAAAGACAAUUUGAUGAGAAUUUGAAUACCCCAAUAGUUGAGCUAUCUGAAGAGGAAUCUUUCAGGAUUAAUUAUUUUCUUUACCUUGUUGAUCAAGUUGUUGUUUCUCUUAAUAAGAGAUUUGAGCAAUACCAAGAGUAUGAAAGUAUUUUUGGUUUCUUAUUUACUUCUCACAAGUUACAAUCAUUGGAUGAUGCAACUUUGAAGUCUUGUUGUAGUAACUUUGAACGGGUAUUGAAACAUAAUGAACAAUCUGAUAUUGAUGGGAAUGAAUUUUUUGCAGAGUUAAAGUUACUUAGAGAAAUGUUGCCUGAAGAAAUCAUAACACCUAUUGAUAUAUUAUUAUUUUCGAAAGGCUUGGAUUGUUUUCCUAAUACAGUUAUUGCAUAUAGAAUUUUAUUGACUAUUCCUGUGACUGUUGCUUCUGCAGAAAGAAGUUUUUCAAAAUUGAAGUUGUUAAAGACUUACUUGCGGUCUACCAUGUCACAAGAAAGACUUAAUGGAUUGGCAACAAUAGCAGUUGAAAAUGAUAUUUUGGAAACGAUAAAAUAUGAAGACUUGGUUGAUGAAUUUGCUUCAAAAAGUGUUCGUAGGAUGACUCUUUUUAAGUAG
Molecule: messenger RNA, 735 nt
Organism: Vicia villosa (hairy vetch)
Lineage: Eukaryota; Viridiplantae; Streptophyta; Magnoliopsida; Fabales; Fabaceae
Exons: 1
Coding region: 1-735 (244 amino acids)
Molecular function (GO): protein dimerization activity
Source: RefSeq, a predicted model, not a curated record